Messenger RNA from Nothobranchius furzeri (turquoise killifish), 2072 nucleotides. Its product is annotated as casein kinase II subunit alpha'. The record is from RefSeq and is a predicted model, not a curated record. Gene Ontology annotation, cellular component: cytosol; protein kinase CK2 complex; nucleus. Gene Ontology annotation, molecular function: protein serine/threonine kinase activity; ATP binding. NCBI's taxonomy places the organism in Eukaryota, Metazoa, Chordata, Actinopteri, Cyprinodontiformes, Nothobranchiidae. Gene Ontology annotation, biological process: regulation of chromosome separation; peptidyl-serine phosphorylation; peptidyl-threonine phosphorylation.
UUCUGGCUGAUGGAGGAGCUCCGUCUCGGUUAACUUCCGGGUGAUGUUUACCGCAGAACUGCUGGAUGUGCCUCCACCACCACCGCCACCCAUCAGUCAGAGUCAAUCAAUCAGACACAUUAUCAAUCACCUCGGACCUGCUGGGCUUACAUCACCGCGCGGACAUCAAAGUUAACCCGCGAGCCAACGACCAUUGAUGACGUUUUCUGCGCUCCAGCUUCCGACGACGAGGUUAGCCGGCUAACUUUAGCCUCCGAAAUGACGACGCUGAUAAUUAUUGCGAUUAAUUCGUGUUUCGUAUGCAAGAAGAUGUGAAUUCAGACGCUGGCGGUUCUUCAUCCCAUCCUGUCUAACAUCCGUCUCAGGGGCUUCACUCAGUCAAUAAUUGUAGCUUUGUCGGUCUGCACAGCCACCCCUGUGGACCAGGUCAGUGCUUUUCACCAGAGAGCACAAGCAGCCAAUGCCAAUGGUAAACACAACACAGGGAUCUUAGAGCCUCAAACUCAGUACAGCCGCUGCGCUGCCUUCCAGUAUCGCGACAACAAGUAUUCUGAGGAAGGGGGAGUUUCCCGACACGGAGCGUCGAAGCUCGCGAUGCCCGGAUCCUCGCCGGCCAGCAGCAAGGCUCGGGUGUACACCGAUGUCAACACACAGAAGAACAGAGAGUAUUGGGACUAUGACGCACACAUGCCAAACUGGAGCAACCAAGACAACUACCAGCUGGUGCGCAAACUGGGCAGAGGGAAGUACAGUGAAGUAUUUGAGGCCAUAAAUGUAACAAACAAUGAGAAAGUUGUGGUGAAAAUCCUCAAGCCCGUCAAGAAGAAGAAGAUCAAACGGGAAAUAAAAAUUCUUGAAAACCUGCGAGGUGGAACCAACAUCAUCCGCCUGAUUGACAACGUCAAAGACCCAGUGUCCAGAACACCAGCACUUGUCUUUGAGUACAUCAAUAACACAGAUUUUAAGGAGCUCUACCAGAAACUGACCGACUGCGAUAUCCGUUACUACAUGUAUGAGCUCCUUAAGGCUCUGGACUACUGUCACAGCAUGGGCAUCAUGCACAGAGACGUGAAGCCCCACAACGUGAUGAUCGACCACCAGCUGAGGAAGCUCCGGCUCAUAGAUUGGGGUUUGGCUGAAUUUUACCAUCCCGCUCAGGAAUACAACGUCAGGGUGGCCUCUCGUUAUUUCAAAGGCCCCGAGCUGCUCGUGGACUAUCAGAUGUAUGAUUAUAGUUUGGACAUGUGGAGUUUAGGCUGCAUGUUGGCCAGCAUGAUUUUCCUCAAGGAGCCAUUUUUCCACGGCCAAGACAACUAUGAUCAGCUGGUCCGCAUCGCUAAGGUCCUCGGCACUGAUGAGCUGUUCAACUAUCUGCACAAGUAUCACAUAGAACUGGACACCCGCUUCAAAGACCUGCUGGGACAACAAACGAGGAAGCGUUGGGAGCAGUUCAUCCAGUCGGAGAACCAGCAUCUGGUGAGUCCAGAGGCUCUGGACCUCCUGGACAAGCUGCUGCGCUACGACCACCAGCAGAGGCUGACGGCGGCCGAGGCCAUGCGACACCCAUACUUCUAUCCAGUGGUGAAGGAACAGGCUAAUGCCAACACAGACGGCACAAAGGCAAUAAGCAGCUCCAAUGCAACAUGAUAACCAGAGAGCAGGAAAUUUUUUUGUUACCUCAACUUGUGACCUUUUCGUGGCAGAAACUUCUGCCUCCACAUCAACAGCCAUACUGGAGCGAGAUGUCAGUUUUUGCAGCACACACACUCUCACACACGCAAUCAUGAUUGGACUAAACUCCCAUCAGAACCCUGGGAAUCUGCGCUGCUUGGUCCGAGUCAAACAGAUCCGUUCAGACAUCAGGUCUGAACCCCCGCACCUGUUUUAACACAAGCUAAGGGACUGUUGUUGGAUCAGUAUCAAGACUUGUGAUUGCUGUAAAGACAUUCGUCCGUCAUUACGGCGACCGGAGAUCCAGUUCCAGGUUUUAGCACUGAGUGACGUGGAGGCGCUUUUCUGCUAUCGAUAGAACAAAAGCUAUAUUGAAAGAGAAUAAACCGUUUUUAUUUAAA